AUGGAUGACCAGGUUGAGAGGCUCGUGGACAAGGCCUGGGGCAAGUUCCUGCAGACGCCACCGGAACAUCGUCUGAUGAUCGGCAUUGGAGGCAUACCAGGCUCAGGCAAGACAACCCUCUCCCAAAUCGUCACCGAGAGAAUCAACGCCCGCCAUCAAACCCACGCAGCAGCACAAGGACAGUCCCACUCGUCCCCGAUAGCCGCCUUCGUGCCCAUGGACGGCUACCACCUCACCCUCGCCCAACUCUCCGCCAUGCCCGACCCAGUAACCGCCCAUGCCCGACGCGGCGCAGAGUUCACCUUUGACGGCGCCUCUUUCCUCAAGCUCGUGCAGUCUCUCCGCGAGCCCCUUCCUUCCACCACCACCACCAACACCACGACGCAAGUGGUAGGAGAAGCAGCCCCGUCCUUCGACCACGCCAUCAAGGACCCCAAACCAGAUGACAUCCCCAUCCUCCCAACCCACCGGGUCCUCGUCUUCGAGGGUAACUACAUAGCCCUGGACCGAGACCCCUGGCGCACCGCCGCCCAGCUCAUGGACGAGGUCUGGUUCGUCGAGGUCGACCCCGCCGUCGCUCGGAAGCGGCUCGCGGCGCGGCAUGUGCGGGCUGGCAUCGUGGCGACGGAGGAGGAAGGGGAUAGGCGAGCGGUGGAGAAUGACCUGCCGAAUGGGGAGGAGAUUAUGGGGGCGCGGGUUGCUGUGGAUGAAGUAGUGAUGUCUAGGGAGGACGGGAGUUGGGUGCAUGGGUGA
Cryphonectria parasitica EP155 is the source of this 753-nucleotide messenger RNA. RefSeq lists its product as uncharacterized. The record is from RefSeq and is a predicted model, not a curated record. The coding region runs from base 1 to 753 and encodes 250 amino acids. Gene Ontology annotation, cellular component: cytoplasm. NCBI's taxonomy places the organism in Eukaryota, Fungi, Ascomycota, Sordariomycetes, Diaporthales, Cryphonectriaceae. The transcript has 4 exons.